This is a messenger RNA of Perognathus longimembris pacificus (Pacific pocket mouse), 2095 nucleotides long. RefSeq names its product RCC1 domain containing 1 (gene Rccd1). Lineage: Eukaryota; Metazoa; Chordata; Mammalia; Rodentia; Heteromyidae. The transcript has 8 exons. The coding region runs from base 444 to 1544 and encodes 366 amino acids. The record is from RefSeq and is a predicted model, not a curated record.
UCCUGGGUGGGCGGUUCUGGAGUUGAGCUCCAAGCUUGAAGUUCAUUGGCUUAGUAGAUGCAAAUGACAGCACCCAGGCCAAUCAACCUAGGUGUCCUAGUGUGUCCGCUUCCUGGUUGGUGGUCAGUGUGCGCAUGUGCAGUACCUAGCUCCCGCCUCACAGACGGAAGUGAGUGGUGGGGCCUGCAGGUUUCACAGGCUGCUCUCCCUCUCCUGGCUUCCUCGAGUUUUUAGGAGGGUUCCCUUCUCAGUGGUUCUAGUCCCAGACCCACCGUCUUCUGGAGGUUUCAGCCUGGACCGGAAAGGCGGCUGCGAUCUAUCCAGCAUCUGUCCCGUGUUUUUCAGGGAAGGCAGCUAUAGCCAGUGGCCUAUCUGCAAGAUCGCACCAUAACCCUCCAUCGCAGCCUCGGCCCAAGCCUGCCAGGCCGCUGAAGGCUCGGGACAUGGCCGAGGAGCGGCCAGGGACUUGGUUUGGCUUCGGUUUCUGCGCCUUCGGGCAGGCUCUGGGCUCCGGGUGCGGGCUUAAGGCCGUCCCCAGCCCGGAGCCGCUGCGGGCAGGUGUUGACCCGUGCCACGUGAGCGCGAGCUGGAGCUACACCGCCUGCGUGACCCGUAGCGGCUGCUUGGAGCUGUCCGGCUCCGCUAGCGGCGCUGCGGACGGCUGCCGGGACGCGUGGGCCUCAGAGCGGCUGCUCGUGGUGUUGCGCGCGCGGCCGGGCCACAGGCCCGAGCUGCAGGCCUGGGCGCCCCAGUCGGCGCUGCGCGGGGAGCCCCUGUGGGCCCAGAGCCUGGCGCCCGAGGCCGAAGCAGACGGCGAGGCAGGCGCACUGCCCCUGCUGCCCGGCGCCAGCGCCUACGUGAGCCCGCAGCCGCCCUUCCGCCGGCCCCUGGCCCCAGAGCUGCGCGCGCGCCAGCUGCAACUGGGUGCGGAGCAUGCGCUGCUGCUGUGCGCGGCCGGCCAGGUGUUCUCCUGGGGCGGAGGCAGGCACGGACAGCUGGGCCACGGGACGCUGGAGGCGGAGCUGCAGCCCCGGCGGCUGGAGGCCCUGCACGGCUUGCUCAUGGUGGAGGUGGCGGCCGGCGGCUGGCACUCGGCGUGUCUGAGCGAGGCUGGGGACAUUUACAUCUGGGGCUGGAAUGAGUCGGGGCAGCUGGCCCUGCCCAUUAGGAGCCUGGCAGAGAAGGCAGUCCCCCAGGAAGGACGAGAAGAUGACGUCGACGGGAAGGGAGGAGCCAGCAGUGAGGACGGAGCCCCCGCCGCCUUCAUAGCUGUCCAGCCCUUCCCCGCCUUAUUGGACCUUCCCCUGGGCUCUGAGGCUGUCAAGGCCAGCUGUGGGUCCCGGCACACAGCUGUGGUGACACGAGCAGGGGAGCUCUACACUUGGGGCUGGGGUAAAUAUGGACAGCUUGGCCAUGGGGACAGCACCAGCUUGGAUCAGCCCCGGCGUGUGAAAUACUUCAUAGAUAAUCAGCUCCACGUAAAGGCCGUCACGUGUGGGCCCUGGAACACUUACGUGUACGCGGUGGAAAAGGGGGAGAGCUGACAUCGUGCGUGUGCAUGUAUGUGUAUGUUCUUCAAAUCACCUAUAGAAAAGCCACAGAGCAAACUGUGGUGGAGGAAACUGCAGCCACCACUCCUUCACUUCGGCCAGAGCGGCGUUCCCCAUUGUGGCCUAGAAAUGGCUGCCGAGUGGUGGGGUUCUCGGGCUCUCUCCACACUGGGGGGCUGGCAUGCCUCCCACCUCAUCACUGCAGGACAUGGUGCACCACCUUGAUUACAGGCGUGAGCCACCUGUGUUCACAUAGAACUUUGCCGCCCUGAUUUUGAGUGCCAGGUGAACGGAACCAGUCAUGUGUAACUGUCUGGUCUGGCAGUGCAGGCGCUCUGCAGCUGAGCCCAACUAUGUGCUCCUCAGUGUUAUAUGACUAUCUACAUUGUGGCCUGGAGCUAUAUAUUUCUUUACUUGGUGUUUUGUGUCCUGUAGAUAUACUUUUUAGUUGUUAUACAGCUUGAACGCAGGGCCUGGGCCCUGAACUCUUGCUCAAGGCUACCACUCUACCACUUGAGCAACAGUACCACUUCCAGUUUCCUGGU